Scophthalmus maximus (turbot) is the source of this 3324-nucleotide messenger RNA. RefSeq names its product transforming growth factor beta receptor-like (gene tgfbr2l). Gene Ontology annotation, biological process: transforming growth factor beta receptor signaling pathway; protein phosphorylation; heart development. Gene Ontology annotation, cellular component: plasma membrane; signaling receptor complex. The transcript is spliced from 11 exons. The record is from RefSeq and is a predicted model, not a curated record. Lineage: Eukaryota; Metazoa; Chordata; Actinopteri; Pleuronectiformes; Scophthalmidae. Bases 255 to 2591 code for a protein of 778 amino acids. Gene Ontology annotation, molecular function: metal ion binding; transforming growth factor beta binding; type I transforming growth factor beta receptor binding.
ACAAAGGAGGAAGUGGGAGGAAGUAAAGACACGGAUCAAAGAGAAGAGAAACGAUGUUCCUCACCUAUGAAGAUUCCCUGACUCUUCCUGACGGCGUCGACAGGAUCCGCAGCCUCGUGAACGCUGAGCAGAUCAUAACCUGCAGAAACAACAAGACAACACUUCAUAACACAGUCCAGAAGAACAAUGAAGAAGUCCAGCGCCUGUUCGUGUCACCGGAGUAACAGCGGUGGGCGGGGCUAAACCACAUCUGGAUGAAAAACAUCUGGAGCGACUCUGCGCCGGGGACUCACCGACGGACGAAGGACCGAGCGCCGGGACUCUCCGGCUGUCUUUGUCCGAGGAACAUGGCUCGGUGCCGGACGUUGUGGACCGGGAUCCUCGUCCUCAUGACCGCCGGUCUUCCCGUCCAGGUCCAGUCCUUCAGCCACCUGAGCUUCAACCUGUGUAAGUGGUGUGAGGUUUCCAGUCCGGUGUGCAGAGACAGCAUCUGCUUUAGUAACUGCACCUUGUCGUCCUUCUGCACGAACAUCGAGGAGAUCUGCGUCGCCGUCUGGAGGAAGACCAAUGACACAAUGACAGUGCACACCAUGUGUCACCAGCCCGCUCUGCCACUAGAGGGCGUCGACCCCGGCCUGCUGCUGAACUUCACCUCCAGAGAGUGUCACAUGGUCCCACAGCCGGCAGACGAUGGAGUCAUGAUGGUCUGUGGUUGCCACGGAGAACACGAAUGUAACGACAAACUCCUCUUCAAUAAGAGAGCCAACGGUCUUCCCGUCCAGGUCCAGUCCUUCAGCCACCUGAGCUUCAACCUGUGUAAGUGGUGUGAGGUUUCCAGUCCGGUGUGCAGAGACAGCAUCUGCUUUAGUAACUGCACCUUGUCGUCCUUCUGCACGAACAUCGAGGAGAUCUGCGUCGCCGUCUGGAGGAAGACCAAUGACACAAUGACAGUGCACACCAUGUGUCACCAGCCCGCUCUGCCACUAGAGGGCGUCGACCCCGGCCUGCUGCUGAACUUCACCUCCAGAGAGUGUCACAUGGUCCCACAGCCGGCAGACGAUGGAGUCAUGAUGGUCUGUGGUUGCCACGGAGAACACGAAUGUAACGACAAACUCCUCUUCAAUAAGAGAGCCAAUGGUUUCUUCAAGCUGCAGAGUAAAGACGUGAUCCCAGUGGUGGUGGUUAGUCUGGUUCCUCCCGUCCUCGUGGCCAUAGUCGCCACUGCUGCCUUCUACUUCUACCGCACACACCGCCCUGACAAACCUGGAUCUCCUGCACCCCCUGACUGGACUACCAAACGAACCCCAGAGCUCUAUCAGGCUUUGGACCUGUCGUGCCGAGGGGUUCGGGUGGAGGGUGGAGGAGGUGUGAUGGGUCCUGGGUCUGAAAAGGAGGAGUCCAACGCUAAAGGGCCACCUCUUGACAGUGACAUCAUCAGUGACAUCACAGAUUGGCAAGGCCAACUGACUGGUAUGCUUCCCAUCAAAUUGGACGUCCUGGUAGGGAAGGGGCGCUUUGCAGAAGUGUGGAGGGCACGCCUGCUGCAGGGUGAGAGGGGUGGGGUCAACAGUUAUGAAACUGUGGCGGUGAAGGUGUUCCCAGCUGUGGAGUACGCCUCGUGGAGAAACGAGUGCUCCAUCUUCUCAGACCCCAAACUGGAGCAUGACAACGUGGUUGGAUUCCUGGCCGCUGAAGAGAGGGGUCCGCCCGGUCACGCCCUCAGAAAGUACUGGCUGGUUUUGGCCUAUCACAGCCUCGGGAACCUGCAGGACUUCCUCACAGCUAACACACUAAACUGGGAGGAACUUGUCGCCAUGGCGGGGAGCAUUGCUAAAGGGUUAGCUCAUCUCCACAGUGACACAACACCCAGUGGGGUUCCAAAGGUACCAGUUGCCCAUCGGGACCUGAAGAGCAGCAACAUUGUGGUGAAGAGCAGGAAGGAGUCCGCUCUGUGUGACUUUGGUCUGGCUUUGAGAUUGGACCUCUCCCUCACCGUGGACGACUACGCCAACAGUGGACAGGUGGGGACAGCUCGCUAUAUGGCUCCUGAGGUGCUUGAGUCCAGGGUGAACCUGGAGGACCUUGAGGCCUUUAAACAGAUGGAUGUUUACUCCAUGGCUCUGGUCCUCUGGGAGAUGGCCUCCCGCUGCCAUGCCAUCGGAAAGGUGGAGGGCUACGAACCGGCGUUCGGAUCCAAGGUUUGUGAGCAGCCCUGUGUGGACAGCAUGAGGGACCUGGUGCUGAGGGAUCGAGGACGACCUGACAUCCCGUCUGCCUGGAUUGAGCACCAGGGGAUGAAUGUCUUCUGCUCCACCAUCACUGAGUGUUGGGAUCACGACCCUGAGGCCAGACUGACGGCUCACUGUGUGGUGGAGCGCUUCACUGCCCUGCAGCAGGAGGAAGAGGAGGAGGAGGAGGAGGAGGGACUGAGAGCAGACGCUGUCAGAGAAGAGGAUGAAGAAAGACAAAAGAACCCAGACAGUGACCAGAUCCUCUCGUUCUCCCCGUCCUCCCUGCAGCUUCCUCCGCCAGAGACAGACGACCCAGAGGUUUCCCAUGAUUCCCUGGUUCACCCGGGUUCUGGGGUGUGAAGGAAUCCGGCCUCGCCUGUAACCUGCUGGCAGAGACAGAGACUAUGUUGUUGUAUGAAAAUGUGUCCGUUUGUUGGAGCUGGUCUCCAUUUUGUCAUGAUGUGUUUCUCAAACAGUGACUGUGAUUAUCGUCACUGUGAACUAUUGUCUGUGUUUCCUGCACAGCCAAGGAUUCAAUUACCUCCACGAGGAGGGGCUGUUUUCACCUAUAUCUGCCUGCCUGUCUGUCUCUCUGUCUGUCAGUCAGUCAGUCAGUCAGUCAGUCAGUCAGUCAGUCAGUCAGUCAGUCUGUCUGUCUGUCUGUCUGCCUGGAGGCAGGAUGAAAAGCUCCUGAACAGAUUUCCAGGAAACUUGGUGGAAGGAUGAAACUUGGAUCAAGAAAGAAUCCAGUAAUGUUGGUGUGGAGGAAUCAGCUCGACUGACUGAUGAUGUCAUGGAUCAUCCGUCCACCAAGUCGUUGUGGAAAUCCGUUGAAUAGUUUUUUGUGUAAUCCUGCUGACAAACAAAUGGAAACACAAGGUUCUGAAAAAUCGUAACCACCCGGUGGCAGCGUUAAUUAUUAAUUACACAGAAUUAUUUCCAAUGUUCUUGUUUCGUGAUAUAGAAAUGGAAAAGUCUAAUUUGUACAUAAUGAAUACAAACAACUCUAUAGGAGAGUAUGGACUUUAGGACGGAAAACGCACAUUUUCCAAACUAUGUUUGAUUUGUAAUAAAGAUGGAAGUUUGUCUUCUC